Molecule: messenger RNA, 4232 nt
Organism: Amphiprion ocellaris (clown anemonefish)
Lineage: Eukaryota; Metazoa; Chordata; Actinopteri; Pomacentridae
Product: matrix metalloproteinase-16-like
Exons: 11
Coding region: 375-2213 (612 amino acids)
Biological process (GO): proteolysis; skeletal system development; collagen catabolic process
Cellular component (GO): extracellular matrix
Molecular function (GO): zinc ion binding; metalloendopeptidase activity
Source: RefSeq, a predicted model, not a curated record
GCACUCGGUGGGAAACACGAUUGAAAACGGGCAGCUAUGCCGCGCGCAGCAGAAAACGGGGUGGACGCGUCCGCUUGGAACAACGGCCGGUGUACCGGAGGACUGACCCGGGGACUGCGGGACCGGGAGGCAGCUGACAGGCGCUAACAGCGAUUGUUUCCCCGGGGAUAACCUCCUCCUGAAAGCGGCGGCGCCAGCGACUCCGUCCGCUCCUUCUCCCAUUUCUCUGCUCCGCUAACGGCUCCGCAAGAGAGACACCGAGACAGCAGCGAUGUUGCUACUAAACGUCUAGGAUUUAUCCCCGGUGUCCGUGUGUUUUAGCGACUGUAAAUAAAGCCGAGCACAGACAGUAAGCUACAGCAGCGGGCUUCACUAUGGUUUUAUUGGCGCUCCGCAGUAGGAGAUGUCUUAAUAGCUGCUGUAUGGGGACGUUAUGCUUGCAGUUGUUGCUGUGGAUUUUAUGUGCCGUGAACGGAGAGGAGCAGCCGUUCAGCGUGGAGGCAUGGCUCCAGAGGUAUGGCUACCUCCCUCCUGCAGACCCCAGAAUGUCAGUGCUGCGUUCUGCCCGAGUCAUGCAGUCUGCUAUCGCUGCCAUGCAGCGCCACUACGGCCUAAAUGUCACAGGGGGUCUGGACAGCAACACUAUAGACGAUAACACGAUAAGGUGGAUGAAGAAGCCCAGAUGUGGGGUUCCUGACCAGAUGGGUGGGGCAUCCAAAUUCAAUGUCAGGAAACGGCGGUAUGCCCUCACAGGACAAAGAUGGCAACACAAACAUAUCACAUACAGCAUAAAGAACGUGACACCCAAAGUGGGUGCCGAGGAGACCCACGAUGCCAUUCGGCGAGCCUUUGACGUGUGGCAAAACGUGACGCCGCUGCGCUUUGAGGCCGUGCCCUACAGCGAGCUGGAGAGGACCAAGAAAGACGUGGACAUCACCAUCAUCUUUGCUUCAGGUUUCCAUGGUGACAGCUCACCCUUUGAUGGCGAGGGGGGCUUCCUUGCUCACGCCUACUUUCCAGGGCCAGGAAUAGGAGGCGACACACACUUUGACUCAGAUGAGCCGUGGACGCUGGGAAACCCCAACCAUGACGGUAACGAUUUGUUCCUGGUAGCCGUCCACGAACUCGGCCAUGCACUGGGCCUCGAACACUCCAACGACCCCACGGCCAUCAUGGCUCCAUUUUACCAGUACAUGGACACUGACAACUUCAAACUCCCCAUGGAUGACCUGCUGGGCAUCCAGAAGAUUUAUGGGCCUCCUGAUAAGAUUCCUCAGCCAACUAAACCCUUGCCAACGGCGCCCCCUCCUCGCUCCCAUCCACCUUCAGACCCGCGUAAGCCAGACAGGCAGACGCGACCCCCAAGGCUGCCCCCAGGAGACAGACCGUCCCACCCCAAUUCUAAACCCAACAUCUGCGACGGAGGCUUCAACACCCUGGCCAUACUGAGGAGAGAGAUGUUCGUCUUCAAGGACCAUUGGUUUUGGCGGGUGAGAGAUAACUCUGUGAUGCCGGGAUACCCCAUGCUCAUCAGUGUUUUCUGGAGGGGCCUCCCGCCCAAGAUAGAUGCAGUCUACGAGAACAGCGAGGGCAAGUUCGUCUUCUUCAAAGGGAAGCAGUUCUGGGUGUUUAAGGACACGGUGUUGCAGCCUGGAUACCCCAAGGACAUCACCCAGUUCGGCCACGGCAUGCCGGCCCAGAGCAUUGAGACCGCCGUGUGGUGGGAGGAUGUGGCCAAGACCUACUUCUUUAAAGAGGAUAGGUACUGGCGCUACAAUGAGGAUAUGAGAACCAUGGAUCCUGGAUAUCCUAAGCCCAUCACAGUGUGGAGAGGUGUGCCUGACUCGCCACAGGGGGCCUUCGUCGACAAAGCCAAUGGUUUUACCUACUUCUACAAGGGGAAGGAGUACUGGAAGUUCAACAACCAGUUCCUCCGAGUGGAACCGGGCUACCCUCGCUCCAUCCUCAAGGACUUCAUGGGCUGCGAUCUGACACCCAUCGACCCCGGCCGCCCACCGGCCGACGACGGCAACUCGGACGUGGUGAUCGAGCUGGACAACGAGGCCAACACGGUGAAGGCCAUCGCCAUCGUCAUCCCCUGCGUGCUCGCGCUGUGCCUCCUGGUGCUGGUCUACACUGUGGUGCAGUUCAAGAGGAAGGGUACGCCACGCCACAUACUGUACUGCAAACGCUCCAUGCAGGAAUGGGUCUAAAGCGUUGGAAAGAGACAAGAGGGUGGGGCGAGGGUGGGAGGAGAGGCUGGUAAAAAAAAAAAAACAGGACCACAGCCCCUGCUUUCACAGAGAGGAGGACGGCGGACUUCGGACAGCUUUAUUAAAAAAACACAGCCAUGCCUCCUCCUCUUGGGUGACCUGAUACCUUCGUUCAAACCCGCAGAAACAGCCGGACAGUCUGACGGUGAUCCCUCGUACAAAAGGUGAUCCCAGGACUUAAAGCUGACUCUGCUAGCCCCCAGCCUUUUUAACAAACAGGGGAGUAGAGAGACAGCUUGUGGGGGGAGGGAGGGGUCUUUGUCAGGAAUGACCUUCAGUCCCAGUCCAAAAAAAAACAAAAAACAAAACAAAACAAAAAAAAGAGGGUCAGCAUCACUUUGUAUCGCAGAAACUUGACUUCCUAUCCCCUUCUUUGGUUUCUGCGCCCGACUGCUUUUAAUGAGAGGGAGGACGUUCAGGACUCACACUCUUCCCACAGGGCACUGCAUUGUCAUCUGUCAUAUCAGGUUGUUGGUAAAACAACGGUUUUCUAUGUUCUGAUUUGGGUGCCCCCCUCCCCGCUUCAUACUGUGCUCAAAAAAAACAGUCUUAGAUAAACACGAGUUAAUCACAUUACCAGUCAUCUUUUUUAUUUUUCUUAAUUUUGUAUUUUUUUUUUAUUUGAAUUUAUUUGAGAAAGGAGGUCCUCACUGUUCCCUUUAAGACGCUCCUGAGGAAGAGACCAAACUAAACCAAAUAAAAUCAAUUUCUCUCCAAAGAGGAUCACAUUUUUAAAGUUUUUGUUCUUUUUUUGUUUUGGUUCUCAUUUCAGUUCAUUCUUCUUUCCCUUCUCUGGAUCCUUGCAGCGAUUAAGAGUCGGGGAGCUCUGACUGUUGUGGCAGUCUGUUUGAGACACAGGGGCCAAAUUAUUCUGCAAUAUUUUAACUCGCCUUAAUUAUAGAUCAUUACUACUUGUGCUUGGUUUUGCUGUUCUUGGUGUUGUUUUUUUGUUUAGUUUUUUUAUUCGUAUACCGCUUUUGUUUAUGUUUGUUUGUAAAAAGAAGCUGAUUAAGUGCUUCUUGUGAUUGGUAUUUUCUGGAUUUUAUUACGUUACACAGAAUCCUCAGCACUGGCUUGCUGAGCCGUUCUGGACAGAAUAUACAGUAGAGGUCAGCCUGUAUUGAGAGUAAUGUAUUGUAUCGUAUAAAGAUGUUGGAAGGUUCUGGAGUAAAGCCACUAUUUUUGUGUGUUAAGAUAUUUGUUACUGUUGCUUUCUUAUUUCCAUAUGACAGAAACCAGGCUAUAGAGGGUCUCGAGAGUCUUGUUAUUGGGUUUGUUAUUGGUCUAUAUUCCCCUCAGUUGAAGAACAGUUAAAGUGUGCAUCCAAAAUGUUCAUUCUGUAUGGUUAUUGGUGAAUGGACAGACCUUUUUUUUUCUUUUUUUAAAAGAAAUUUUGUUGACUGCCUUGUUUGAGAGAGCUUACAGUUCCUAGAAUGCUCUUGUCUUGUGACUGAGGACCCACAAAGUGAGACACCAAGUCAAGAUCAGUGCCUGUGUCAACGUGCAUGCAAGCAUUUACUGUACACCCAACUGGUUCUGCUCAACAUGGCUUUGGAACCCCCUCUCAAAAGCUGAGGAGGAAGUUUUCUCUUGAAAGUACUGUUUUGCAUUUAUUUUUGUACCUUUUCAAUGUUCCCCCACACGCCUUCCUCCAGGUACAAUGAAAUCUAAGAGGAACAAAACUAUUCAAGUGGUACAUUUGGGAAACUAUUGGGAGAUCUGAUGGGUGAUUGGAUUCUUCAAAUUGGCCUCAAUGAACCGUGUAGUGUCCUCGUCGCCGUGGCGAGCAGUCUUUGAAUGUGUGUUUGUUUCCAUGAUCAACAUACUGGUUUUUCUUUCUUUCCUGUUUUCUGGUCAAAACAAAUUGGACAUCUCACAAUGACUUCUUUGUGUAAGACUUUGGGACAACAGAAAAACAUGUCCUGACUGAAUGAAUAAACUGAUCCGAUACAUGAUGAA